Molecule: messenger RNA, 3979 nt
Organism: Zootoca vivipara (common lizard)
Lineage: Eukaryota; Metazoa; Chordata; Lepidosauria; Squamata; Lacertidae
Gene: HSPB8
Product: heat shock protein family B (small) member 8
Biological process (GO): cellular response to unfolded protein
Cellular component (GO): protein folding chaperone complex; cytoplasm; nucleus
Molecular function (GO): protein homodimerization activity
Source: RefSeq, a predicted model, not a curated record
UGAAGUCAGCUGUUUCAACCCAGAUUCUCCAGGGCUGUUUCACCCACUCCCAAAAUACGGCUUUGCUGGGCACGCAUUGCAACACCAGCAGCAGCAGCAGCAGCACUAAAGCGCUUAUAAAUAGAGGGCAAGCAGCUGCCUGGAACUUCAGAGAAGUUUCGCGACUCUUACGAAAGAGGUUUAUUUAAGCUCCUGUGUGAGGAGCAGUAGAGGGAGUUUUUAAUCGGGAAACCACAGCAGCCAGGUGCAUUUGCUUUUAAACCUUGCGGCCAAAGGAUUGCUUGCCUCCUCUCCGGAAUUCAAAAGCAAACAGCAGCUCACCUGCUUGGAUUUCUCUGCAAGUCAGCGUCGAAGAGUCUGUGACUCCUCUCGGCUCAGACUCAGAAGAAGCUUGUCAUGGGUGACAGCCAGAUCCCCUUCUCAUGCCAUUAUCCCGGCCGGCACCGGACCCUUCGAGACACGUUCCGGGAACCCAGCUUGUCUUCGCGGCUUCUGGACGAUGACUUUGGCCUGCCCUCCUUUCCCACAGGCCUGACCUCAGACUGGCCGGACUGGGCCCGCUCCCGACUGGGUCCAGCGUGGCCAGGGUCGCUGAGGUCCCGGACCACCGGCCUAUCCCCGCCAGGAUAUGGCCCCAGAUUUGGGGAGUACACAGAAGGUCCGGCCUUUGGGGGCAGCCCUCCGCCCUUUUCCGGGGAGCCGUGGAAAGUGUGUGUCAAUGUGCAGAGCUUUAAACCUGAGGAGCUGACAGUGAAAACCAAGGACGGUUAUGUGGAAGUCUCAGGUAAACAUGAAGAACAACAGAUGGAAGGCGGAAUUGUAUCCAAAAACUUUACCAAGAAAAUCCAGCUUCCUGGAGAAGUGGAUCCCGUCACAGUUUUUGCAUCCUUGUCACCAGAGGGGCUGCUGAUCAUCGAGGCUCCUCAAAUACCUCCUUACAUCCAGUAUGGAGACGGCAGCUAUGGUAAUGAAAUACCUCUGGAGAACCAAGAAGCAACUUGCGCCUGAAGGAUGGCCCAUCUAGAAGUUCCCAGCUCCCUUCAUCCCUACGCCCUGUUUCUCGCUCUACAUGCAAUUGCCACUUGAUGUUGUACAUUUUUUUUUCUUAUAAAGAGCAUUCUUUCCUCCUCAAAACAUUCUGCUGCUUCCUCCCAGUAUUCCAAUCAGAUCAGUGUGUGGCUUUCGUAUCAGUAGCCUUUUAAAAUCACAUGACCCAGGUCCUUGCCAUGAGCAGGGAAUCUUUACUUUCCAGCCCAAGGGCCACAUUCCCCUCUACUAGGCAGCCACAUGUCAGUGUUAGGCGGGGCAAGAAAUGCAAAUUUUACCCUUGUGUGGCCAGAUAGUUUCUACACACAUAGGCACGCAAACACCCCUCCCCUCCCCUCCCUCCAUCUAGACAAGCAAAAUGGCAUUAUCGGGGUUCAAGGGCACUUUUCAACCAGUGAAAAGCACUCAAGGAGAAUGCGAAACAGGGACAACGAGGGGCAUGCCCUGGGGAGAGCCCCAAAGGCCACAUAGAGAGAGGUUCGGAGGCCAGAAUUGGCCCCCAGACCUGAGGCUCCCCACCUCCGUGCCAGAGGGAUUCAUUCCAGAAGUCUUGUCACCAUCUGAGAUGCAACCUCUGGGAUGUUUCUCAGAGGAAGGUGAGAGGUGGCGGUCAACUUCUAAAACCAUGGUGGUUAUAUUAUAAAAAAUUGCCCCAGCUGCACUGUGGGCGGCUUCCAACAUAAUAAAAACACAGCAGAACAUCAGACAUAAAAAAACUUCCCGAUACAGGGCCGCCUUCAGAUGUCUUCAGAACUUUGUGCGGUUAUUUAUCUGUUUGGCAUCUGAAGGGAGGGCAGUUCAGAUCGUUUGGCGCCUGGGUGAGCUCCAACUGCCGUGUGCAUUUCCCACGAUUCCUAGCAACUGUGAUGUGUUGGGGCAUUGUGGGACACUAAAAUGGUGGCUCCCACUGACCCAGCUUGCAAGCACUCACUCACUCAGGUUGUGUCACGGGCUAGAGGGGGUGGUGGGAGUGGGCCUUUUCUCAGGUGCUGAGACCUUCUUAGCUUCCCCCAGGUGAUGCCCAACCUUCCCUGAAUCUCUACUACAUCAGCCCACCAACUUCCCAAGGCUGUCCAGGUGUUCCACAGGUUGAGGAGGCAACAAGCUCGAUGACACUUGAAAUUCCUUCAGCUUGAAGAGGGCAGGGGCCCUAUGGCAGUCAUCGGUCCUUCCCUUGGGGAGGGGCAGGGCAGAGGUAUACGGGCUCAUUUGCCAUCUAGCCUUCACUUUGCAUGCAGAAGGUCGCAGGGUCAAUCCCCCUUUGGCACCCCCAUGUAGGACUGAGAGAGAUUCUGUGCUUGAAACCCUGGACUCAGCUGCCACUCAGUAUGGAAAAUACUGAGCAAGAUAGACCAAUAGGUCUGACUCUGUAUGUUAAAGUUGCAGCAGAACUUGUCUAAGUCCAACCGCCUUUACUCCAGCAGUUGGAGUAACUCUGCUCAGUUAAGCUGCACAGUCUUCCUGGUGCCACAGUUAACUGAGGUCUUUCUCCCUGCUUGAAAGCUGCCGGCUUGUGUGCCCAUGGUCCAGGGCAUCCCUCCUAUGGCUCGUAUGCUAAGAUUAGAUGUAGUCCCCUUGCCUGGAUGAAAUCAUACAGAAGUGUAGGGUCAGAAAUCACUCUCGAACAGCCCGUCUAUUGAGUAUCCAUCCUGCUUUUUAUUUGCACAAAGCUUGUGUGGAGGUUAUACAACAUCCAUCAUUCAUUGAGAAACCAUGCUGAUCUGUUUGCCAGGCAAACGAUGCUGAUUCAAGCAGCUGUUAUACCCACUUUCCCAGUGCCUUUCCCCAUCACUUUCCUUCCUGCAAAACAUCCAUUAGUUUGGUUUGGUUUAGAAGCAGGUUUGUUGUGCAAACAUCACCCAAUCCUCUUUUUAUUGGCAUCACCUGAAUUUGCCAGGAUGUGACUGAAUCCCACACCCUGUUAAAUGUGAUGCUCUGGGAGCCACCAGACAGGUAAAUGUCACAGAGUGUCAGAAAACCCGGCUCUCCUCUGUGUCACGUUCUGAGCUAUUCACUGCAAUCGAGCGCUGUUCUUGGGCCCUUUGAACCAUGGGCUGCUCCGGGAGGUUCACCAACACACCCACCCCUGAUUUUGCACUAAAGUUGUCCCUCUGGGUUGCCGUAAUCCACCAAAGUUUAUGAGUCUACCUAGAGCGUCAAUGUCUAACUACUGAAUAAGACUGAGAACGCCUUGGUCCUUGAGAGACAUGGAGUCCUCAGUGCGCUGGUCUUUAUCCCGUUCCCUGCCAGAUUCUCAUGAUUAUUGCUUGUUCUCUCAAGGGCUGUUCUUGCAUUGGGCCAGGCCAGGCCAAGCCAGUCUUACAGAAACUUGGGAUUGCAACAACACCUUAUCAACUAAUCCUUUUUAUAGAAACACUCCCUAGUUGCAAAUUAACGCCUGGGGUUGUAGGCCAUGCUAAUCCCACUCAGAGUAGACCCAUUCAAAAUAAUAACCAUGGAUAGCUUGGGUCUGUUCAUUUCAAUGGGCCUACUUUCUGCAAGAUUUAAUUGGGUGCAACCGCCUCUAUGACCCCAGGUUUUAUCAAGGUCUUACAAGCCAUGCUCCAGCAUUUUGUAUCUGUAUGUGGAACGUAGCAACAAGUCGUUUGUCAUUAAUAUAAUUUUGGUGUAUGUGAGAUAUUUAUGACAGUAGGAAUAGAUAGGUUAAAUGUUGGGUAUUCUCUGCCUUUAGGAAGCUUUUCCUGCUUUCAUUUUUUAAUUAAAGGCAAUCCAACUCCCCAUAAAGUUGAUGUGAACCGCAAGAUUAGCUACUUUUGAGUGGGGUGGGUACGUUCUAGACCUGCAGGAUGUCAUUAGUCUGAAAAUACUUAAACAUGUGAAAUUAUGCCCUUGUUUGGAGCAAUGUCCUUUUUUUUCCUCUUCCAAAUAAGACUUGUGCUUUUAUUGAACAAUAAACCCAAAAUGAAGUUUU